GCACAGGGAACAGCCAUUCUCUCAGGAGGUCAGUCGCCUGCAGCAGGGAGUUGGAAACAGGAGCAACAGAGAAUUACCUGGCCACAGGCACAGUAAGCAUGAAUCCAAUUACUUCUCCGGGCCCCAUGGCCAACUCUGUAUAUGUGGUGGCACCCCCUAACAGUUAUCCUGCGGCCCCGGGAACCGUGCCUCAGGUGCCUCUGUACACAACCAACCUGCCUCAAAUCCAUGUGGUUUCUGCUAAUCCACCUGGUUUGGUGCCAGCUGUAACUGAGCUGCCUUCCCAGAAAGUCUUGAAAAAAGGCCAAGUCCUAGGGGCCAUCCAGAUCCUGAUUGGCCUGGUGCACAUUGGCCUGGGAUCCAUCAUGUUCACCAACCUCUACGGCAAUUUUGUGCCUAUCUCCCUCUACGGAGGUUUCCCCUUCUGGGGAGGCAUCUGGUUUAUCAUUUCAGGAUCUUUCUCGGUGUCAGCAGAAACUCAAGCCAAUUCCCCUUGCCUGCUGAAUGGCAGUGUGGGCUUGAACAUCUUCAGCGCCAUCUGUUCUGCAGUGGGCAUCAUACUCUUCAUCGUGGACAUCUGCCUCUCGAGAUCAUAUGUGUACCCCGGUGAUUACCCCAACCAGUACAACUGGGGUACGGGUACAGCCGUGGCUAUUUCAAGUACACUGCUCAUCUUCUGCCUCUUGGAGCUCAGCAUUGCCAGUGUGUCUUCCCACUUUGGCUGCCAGGUGACCUGCUGUAACUACAACAAUGUACCCGUGGUCAUCCCAAAUGUCUAUGCAACAAACACAGUGGUCUUCCCAGAACCAUCAAACCCAGUACCAAGUUAUUCCAAUGGAGCUCAAGACCCCAAAUAAAUGAAGCUGAAGAUUCUAGAAGAAUCUUCCAUGUGACAUUCUCUCCUGCCUAGGCUCCUGUAAGCCAGGGUCUUCCUUUCCUGACAAACUGGGGGAAAUGUCUUUCUUAUGGCUUAUAUUGUGGACUCCUGCUUCAGUUCACCCUGACAAAUCCUACCUGCUCUCUAGGGAGAUUGAAAUGGAUUUAAACAAAGAUGUCCUGUCAGGACACAUGAGCCUUUACCACAGCCUUGGUGGACACACAUCCAUGGAUUGCCUGCCUAGGGGAGUUCACAGGGUGAAAAAAAUAGCUAUUUCAUCAUCUAAACUUUUCUCUGUCAGUCAUUCAAUCAUUUAAUAAAUUGAGCAUCGGAAA
Messenger RNA from Psammomys obesus (fat sand rat), 1212 nucleotides. RefSeq names its product membrane spanning 4-domains A8 (gene Ms4a8). The record is from RefSeq and is a predicted model, not a curated record. Gene Ontology annotation, cellular component: plasma membrane. Gene Ontology annotation, biological process: cell surface receptor signaling pathway. Bases 99 to 857 code for a protein of 252 amino acids. Lineage: Eukaryota; Metazoa; Chordata; Mammalia; Rodentia; Muridae. The transcript has 7 exons.